AUGGCACUGCAGUUCCCAGUCGCGGCGCUACCGCUGGCAGCGGCGUUAGUGCGAACCGCGGCGUUGGCGCGAGCAGCGGCGUUAGCGUCAGAGGCGUCGCUAGCGCUGGUAACGUCGUCACUGCCGUUGGAAAUGGUGCUGCCUUUGGAUCCGCUGUUUUCGGGUCUGCUGUUUAGUGUGCAAGGGGCGGCGGGGGAAGGUGUAUCCACUCCUACUAUGGAUAGUAGUGGAAGAGUGUUGAUGCAGCAUUUGGGGUUAAGGGCUGCUGCUGCUCCUCAGUUCUCCCCAGUUCAGUCACGAGGCUCGGCAACAGGUGCAGCCUCGAGGGCAGGUCCGGGAACAGGCUCGUCAACAGGUUCGGGGUUGAAGGGGGGAGGGGGAGGGGGAGUUGGGCGACCUGCGCGGACCGUGUCCGCCAUUCCGCGGAUGGAGGGGCUCGGGGGAAGCAGCCCUGGGGGGAACGCCCUUAGGGGGAACAUCUCUGGCGCGGGGCCAUUGCUCUCCCCCACCAAUGCGGGGUUUCCCCAGUUGGCGCAGGUUGGGGAAGAGGGGGAACGAGGGGAGGGGGAGGCGGCGGAUUUGCCCAUGCUGCCAGCCCCGGGAUUGCCUCAAGUCGUGCAGUGCCAGCACUGCGGGCAGCUUCUUGAGAUCCCGGCUGUCCUCCCGCCCACCAAGAAGGGCGUGCACAAGCUGCGCUGCGGCAAGUGCAUUGGUCUCUCGCGGUUUCGCGCCUUCACCCCACACGUGCCCCACUUGCAGCAGCAGCUGCAGCCGUUUCAGCAGCAGCAGCAGCAGCAGCAGCAGCAGCAGCAGCAGCCACAGCAGCAGGCGCAGCAGCAGCAGCAGCAGCAGCAGGUUUCUCAGCAGCAUGUCCGCUCCUCGUCUUUCUCUGCUAUCGACGCCACAAAGCAACAGCAACAGUACCUCUGCGCUCGCUCCGCUUCCACUGACUGCAAUGAAGGCAGGACUGCCAUUGUACCAAGCCCUGGGGCUGCCACUAACGGGUCUGCUUUUAAAGGGUCUGGCGGUGCCCCUGGAACCACGCCUGCUGCCGCUGCAGCAGGUUCGGGCAGAGGAAGGAGCGGCAGGGGCACCAAUUCUAGUCCCUCCAAACCUCUCAAAUCAGGUUUGGGACCUGGCAGGUCGGGAACAGGCUCGACAACAGGCCCGAGAGCAGGUUCGGGAGCAGGUUCGGCAGCAGGCACAGAUGGUCAAGGAAGGAUAGGAAGGGUUGGGAGCUCUGAGUCGCUUAGGAGCAUCAGCCCUGGAAUGCUGUCCCCUGUAGGCUCAGUAAGGGAUUCCUCUGGUAGUGAAUCUCCUGCUAGGACCUCUCCUGCAAAGGCUGCAAGCAGAGGGGGUGAAGCCAGAGCGACUAAUGCAAGUGGCAUGGUUCGAGUGGGCUCUGGGACGAGUAUUGCGGGUGGUGGUGGUGGGAUGGCUAGUACGGGGAAUAAGUUGGGUUCUGGGGGGGGUGGUGCUGGGGUAGGGAGAGGGGAUGGGAGGUUGACAUACUCGCGGUGCGUUGUGGUGAAUGGGGAGCCAAUCAGUGAUGACCACGUGGCAGCUGCGGAGGAACGUGCGGGGCCCAUCCAGCCUGGGAACUACUGGUACGACCAAGUAGCAGGUUUCUGGGGCCAAAUGGGAGGGCCCUGCCUUGGGAUGAUCCCGCCUGGGAUUGAGCUCGGUCCCGCCCUCCCAAAAACCUGCUCUGGAGGCGACACCAAGGUGUAUGUGAAUGCGAGGGAGCUGCAUCGCAAGGACCUGGAUAGACUCGUGAAGAGAGGGCUGCCGCUGACAGACAACAUGGCGUACCGAGUGGAGGCGAACGGGAAUGUGUUUGACAGUCUCAGCGGGGAGUUCCUGGUCAACCUUGGGAAGCUCGCGCCAUCGUGA
Messenger RNA from Closterium sp. Naga37s-1, 1893 nucleotides. NCBI's taxonomy places the organism in Eukaryota, Viridiplantae, Streptophyta, Zygnematophyceae, Desmidiales, Closteriaceae. The record is from the annotation of a GenBank genome assembly.